Molecule: messenger RNA, 2003 nt
Organism: Pan troglodytes (chimpanzee)
Lineage: Eukaryota; Metazoa; Chordata; Mammalia; Primates; Hominidae
Product: protein FAM90A15
Exons: 4
Coding region: 57-1451 (464 amino acids)
Source: RefSeq, a predicted model, not a curated record
GUGACCCAACAGUCAACCCCUGAAAAAGGCGGUCACAAAACCCCCAGGCGACGAAGAUGAUGGCACGUCGGGACCCCAAAUCUUGGGCCAAGAGACUGGUGAGAGCCCAGACCCUCCAGAAGCAGCGGAGGGCCCCAGUUGGGCCAAGGGCUCCCCCGCCCGAUGAAGAAGAUCCCAGGCUCAAGUGCAAAAACUGCGGGGCCUUUGGCCACACGGCCAGAAGUACCAGGUGCCCCAUGAAGUGCUGGAAGGCAGCCCUGGUUCCAGCGACCUUGGGGAAAAAGGAAGGGAAGGAAAACCUGAAACCAUGGAAGCCCCAGGUUGAAGCCAACCCGGGGCCCUUGAACAAGGAUAAGGGAGAGAAGGAAGAGAGACCAAGGCAACAAGACCCGCAGAGGAAGGCUCUCCUCCACAUAUUUUCUGGGAAACCUCCAGAGAAGCCGCUGCCGAAUCGAAAAGGAUCCACGGAAUCUUCUGAUUAUCUGAGGGUUGCAAGCGGGCCAAUGCCGGUCCACACAACCAGUAAGAGGCCGCGCCUGGGCCCUGUCCUCGCUGAUCGCUCAGCUACCGAAACGUCUGACAGGGGCUCCGUCUUGGCUUCGCCGUCUCCCCUCAGAAAAGCCAGUCUGAGCUCCUCCUCAAGUCUUGGACCAAAGGAAAGACAGACAGGGGCUGCGGCCGACAUCCCUCAGCCUGCAGUCAGGCAGCAGGGCCCCGAGCCUCUCCUCGUGGUGAAGCCGACACACAGCAGCCCUGAGGGUGGCUGCCGAGAAGUUCCCCAGGCUGCCUCCAAAACCCACGGCCUGCUCCAGGCCAUCAGACCCCAGGCACAGGACAAACGUCCUGCGGUGACCUCACAGCCCUGCCCGCCAGCCGCCACACACAGCUUGGGCCUAGGCUCCAAUCUCAGCUUCGGGCCAGGAGCCAAGAGACCUGCCCAGGCUCGGAUUCAGGCUUGCCUGAACUUCCCCAAGAAACCGAGACUGGGUCCCUUCCAGAUCCCCGAAAGCGCCAUCCAGGGAGGUGAGCUGGGGGCCCCGGAGAAUCUCCAACCUCCGCCAGCCGCAACCGAACUUGGACCAAGUACGUCGCCCCAGAUGGGCAGGAGGACACCCGCCCAGGUGCCCAGCGUCGACCGGCAGCCUCCGCACAGCAGACCUUGCCUGCCUACUGCCCAGGCCUGCACCAUGUCCCAUCACCCAGCGGCCAGCCAUGAUGGGGCCCAGCCUCUCACAGUGCUCUUCCGGAGACUGGAAAACGGACGCUGGAGCUCCAGCCUCCUGGCGGCCCCCUCAUUUCACUCUCCUGAGAAGCCGGGAGCCUUCCUCGCUCAGAGCCCUCAUGUGUCAGAGAAGUCUGAGGGUCCCCGUGUUCGUGUCCCACCGAGCGUCCUCUAUGAGGACCUUCAGGUUUCCUCCUCCUCAGAGGACAGCGAUUCUGACCUGGAGUGAGACUGCAGGUGGCAGGGGCUCCUUGGCCUCCAGCUCCCGUGACUUGGAGGGGACUGUGGGACUGAGGAGUGCAGAGCAGAGAGCAGACUCUGUGCGGUGACUCCGAAGCUCCCCGGCUGUGGCGCUUCUGUGGAUGUGGGAGCCCAGGCCAGGCAGGGAGCAGAUGCAGGGACUCUGCCUCAUUGAAUUCUGGUGAGGGACGUUGUAGUUCGCGUGGUUCUCCGGAAACGCGCCAGGAAAAGCUUCCGUGCCAGAGAUUCGUUGCCUCAGAAACUGCGUGACGCGCAGGAGUCAGACUUCCGCUGGGACGUCAAUAGGAAACUGGGGAAUUACUGUGUAUUUGCUCUCUAGAUGACUGAAUAAGGGAAAAGUUAGGGAACCCUGAGAGGUGCAGCCCUUCCGCUGUGCCCCGCCCUGAGAGCAGUGUUUCGGACGCUGGGAAGCGUGCUGUGCAGAGCGCUCUCGGGGUCUUUCCUCAGCCUCGAAAACUGGGCUGUGGAAUGCCUUUGUACAUGUGUGUGUUUAAUUGGUUUUGAAGUGAAUAAAAUUCUC